AUGCUAGAAUUGUUGGAAGAGAUGCUGCUGACUUCUCCCUUUCCCAAGAAAGGGAAUGUUGUGACAAUUUCUCCAAGAAAUGAAAUUAUUGUCACUCUGAAAUUCACCAGUCGCUUUAUUCGUCCUGCUGAAGCUUCACUACUAUUAAUUUCAAAACCCAAGAAUGCAGCAAGAGGAAUUACAAUGGCUUUUGCUCUUAAAGGCAAAGUCCUUGAUUUUGAAGCCAUUGACAUUAUAAAAUGCGAAAGCCCAUGUUAUCAACUUCAGGAAGUCACUGUAAAUAUGAAAAACCCCUUCCAUACGGCUGAGGACUUCAGUGUUCACCUGGGAGUGAAAGGAACUUCAAGCCUAGAGCUCCGCUUUCUUCCCUUUAACAUGCACGUGCGCUACUGUGUCAUCAUCCUGAGCAACAAAAAGAUUGGACAAUUAAUAUAUGUUGCAGAAGGAAAAGGUAUGACCCCCUUGCCUUCCAGUUGCCUUCCAGUGAAUACUUCUUCAAGUCCAGUUUAUUACAGCAGUACUCGAGAAGAAGGGCCUAAUAAGAAAUAUCCAGUUCUAUAUUUGAAAGGCAAAUCCCAUCAAAUCCUGUAUGUGGACCUUAAAUUGCCGAUGACUAAUGAAGCCAAGGAAAAGGCUUUGGCUUUUGCAGCACAGCAACAGAUGUCGAGUAUUGAGUAUGAGCGAAGGUUGAUCACAGGCACUCUAGAGAGCAGUAGUAUCCGUGUGGCCAUCGCCCUCCUGGGACUGACGAAGAUCGAGACUCUUAUGCUCUUUCAUACUUCAAAGUUGAGGAAGCCUAAGACCAUUUCAUACACAACAGAAGUGAGCCUUCCAGAAUAUUUUUAUAUCCCUGAGAAAAUCUACAUUCCUCAGAUUCCAGAACCUCAAGUAUUGAAACUUUCAAAAACAAAAGCUUCAGAUGGAUCUGUUCCACUUCCUUUGCAAUUUCUUCCCCUCCGACCUGGACGCUACCCUUGUACAAUUUUAUUGAAAUCAAGGUAUGAUGUGCGUGCCUAUUAUGUUGAAGGUAUUGUGAAUGAAGAACAACCAGAGGCCGAAUCUGAGUUUGAAACACGAGCAUUUGAAGCCCUUACUCAGAAUAUUCCAAUAGGUAAACUUAUUCUACAAAAUGAAGUAGAUGGUAUGGAGCACAUCUUUGACAUAAAAGGGGUUGGAAAAAAACCUUUGGCCUUGGAACACAUCACUGUGGAAUGUCAAGUGGGGAAUGUGACACAAAAACAUAUAACAUUGCCUCAUUUCACAAAUACUGUCCUAACAUUUAAG
This is a messenger RNA of Nomascus leucogenys (northern white-cheeked gibbon), 1284 nucleotides long. Its product is annotated as cilia- and flagella-associated protein 47-like. The record is from RefSeq and is a predicted model, not a curated record. The transcript is spliced from 9 exons. NCBI's taxonomy places the organism in Eukaryota, Metazoa, Chordata, Mammalia, Primates, Hylobatidae. The annotation marks the transcript as partial.